AUGACUAUAAAUGAGGUACCUAACUUUUUUGAGGCCAAGAGUGGAUUAACAAGAUCUCUUAUUAUCUCUCUUUUUGAGAUUGACGCCAUCACAUUAAAGGUGAACGAAACCCUCUGGGACAAACAUCGCCGAUGCUGGUCUUUAUUUGUGCAAUACUACGUCAAAAAAUUAGUACUGAACAGAAAUUUUCUUCUGGUCGAGUUAGAGUGGUGUCCACUAUGCGGUGCCGAAUUCAACUCGAUUGACGAGUGCAGCCAGCAUCAAACUGCCGAGCAUCAGGAUCAAGACAAAAAAAAACAAGCCAUAAACAAACUACUCGUCGCCCUAGAAUGGUGCCUCCGCUGUGGGGAUCAAUUCAACACAAUUUAG
Molecule: messenger RNA, 369 nt
Organism: Caenorhabditis elegans
Lineage: Eukaryota; Metazoa; Nematoda; Chromadorea; Rhabditida; Rhabditidae
Gene: EGAP9.4
Product: C2H2-type domain-containing protein
Exons: 4
Coding region: 1-369 (122 amino acids)
Source: RefSeq, marked reviewed